CUUGCAUGCGUUGUAUUUCUCUGUGCCGUUUUAACUGUUGUCCAUACCUCUUUUGACAUUCCCGGCAGUACGUUUGCUAGCAACAUGUGAACGGUUUACAGCAACAUUCAAGCAGAAGUGGGCAACAGCUAUUGAGGCAGCAGCGCCAGCGCCGCUCUCUCUCUCUCUCACCCUGUUUCUCUGUGUGUGGAAAUUAAUAAUAAUACUUCAAAUAAUAAAUAUAAAAUUUAAGGUUUUUUUUAUUCAAAGCAAAAGAGAAAAACCAAAUCAGCGAAAAGCCGCCGCAAACGGCUUAGAGGCGAUCUUUUUUGUGUAAGCCCCCGCCCCCUUUAAGAACCAAUGUUCGCACGCAGCAGCAGCAGCGCUAGCGUCGCCGCCGCUGUCGCUGCCGCUGCCGUCGCUGUCGACGUCGUUGACUGUGUCCCGUUCGCCGCUGCCGUGUCGCGUCGCGUCGCGCUCUGUGUUUGAAAGGCCUAAAAAAAACUCGGGUGUGUUCGUUCGGCGGCGCAGAGCAAUGUGAAAGAAAAUUUUUGUACAACGUUCAUUUGUGCUCCAAAAAAAGAUAAGAGUCAAAAUAAAAGAAGAAAAAAAACGUUGCAAAUAUACGAAAAUUUAUCAAGAAUCUAAAGAUAAGAAGCAACAACAAAAAAAAAGAGCAGUGUGUGUGUGUAAAUAGAUAAAAAGCUAAAGCUGAAAAAAGUUCUAUAAGAAAGAUCUAUAAAAAUUAAACGGAAAUAUAUUACAAGAAUAUCCAUAAAAUAACGAGGAAAUCCCUUAUUCAAACAAAAGUGUUGGAAAAAGCAUAAAACAACAACAAAUUGCAACAACAACGGGCGCAAGAUGCCUGUGCAAUAGCCAUGUGCCUAGGCAGAUGUUGUUGCCUGUUGCAACAACAAAACAAAAAACAACGACAGCACCAACAACAACAACAGAAGCAGCAGCAUCAGCAAGACCCGCGAUAACACAAACUUCAACAACCACUCCAGUGUUGAAAAACGACAGAGAAAAGAGAAGCAAACCAACACACGCAAAAACCUAACCUCAAAAGUGAAGUUUUUCCAAAAAUAUAUAUAUUUUUUUGAGAGUGCAUUUCUCUGUCUCUGUGUGUGUGAGUGCGUGUGUGCGAGUGGGUUUUGUGUGUGUGUUUGUGUGUGCGGUGCGUCUGUUGGGAGUAUUAGAAUGUGGCAAUGCAAUGCUGUUGAGCAGCUCCCAAAUAAUUACAACACGAAAAUCAACAGCAGCAACAUCAUCAACAACAUCAACAACAGCAAGAAUACGUUCAACAACACCAAGAAAAGGUUCAACAACACGAAGAAAUCGUUCAGCAACUUCAAAAACACCAAGAGUACGUUCAACAACAGCAAGAAGAGCUUGAAAAACACCAAUCCCAUUUAAGCAGCACAACAACAAGAGUGUUUGAAGCCAAAAAAAAGAGUUCGGCAUGAAAUGGAAGCAGCUAUACGCUCCUCUUCAGUGCAGGUCGGUGCUCCGCCGCCCACAAAUAACCCACAAACGGUGCACAGCAGCAGCAGCAGCAUCAACAGCAGCAGCAGCAGCAGCAGCAACAACACCAACAGCAACAACAACAACAACACCAGCAACACCAACAACACCAACAAGCUUCAACAACAGCAUCAACAACACCAACAGCAACAGCAGCAGCAACACCAACAACACCAACAGCAGCAGCAACAGCAACACCACCAGCACCAGCAACAGCUUCAUCAUCAUCAUCAGCAGCAGCAGCAACAGCAGCAGCAACAACGUGUUGCAAGCAGUAGCCUGCAACACCAGCAACAGCAACAUGAUAAUGGACCAACGUCCCAUCAUUUGCAUCAAUCAUCAGCCUCCAAUCAGCAGCAGCAGCAGCAGCAGCAGCAGCAACAGCAACAAAGUAAAGCAGUGCAACAGCAGCAGCAGCAGCAACACCAACAACACCAAAAGCAGCAACACCAACAGCAACAACAGCAGGCUGCCAAUAUGUCCGCGUAUCAGCAGCGUCUGCCAGCCGGUGCAUCACCGAUACACAGGACCUUGGAGCAGUCGCAGCAGUAUGCCAAGAGUCUGGGACACCUGCAGCAACAGUCGCACCACGCCCCCCAGCAGCAACAGCAGCAGCAGCCACCCACAUCCCAGCAGCAGCAGCAGAUGCACCACCAUCAGCAGCAGCAGCAGCAGCAGCAACAACAGCAGCAGCAGCAUCACCACCAGCAGCAGCAGCAGUCCUCGCGUACCGCGGCCAGUCCACUGUCGCCGCCCCGUUCGGGUCCGCCCAGUGGGAACAGCAGUGCGGCAGCGGCGGCCGUCAACAAUUACACGAAAUUUGGCGAGGCGCCGCCCCCGCCCCAGCAUCGGUUCAUCCCGCAGCCGGCGUUCAGCAUCGCCCCGGCGCCCACCUACCGCGAGAAUCCCUACACAUGCCUCACCCAAAUGCAGCAGGCCGCCAUGCCGCAGUACCAGCGGCCGGCACGGACGGCGGUGGCGGCAGUGGCUUCCGGCGCUGGGUGCAAGCCGGGUCAGGGUCCAGGUCCAGGACAGGGCUCGAGCAGCGGCUCUAAUCCCGGCGGCGGUGGCGGUGGCGGAGUGGUCCAGGUGCCGUCCGGCGGGGUGCUGGUCAUGGAGGCCAUGUCCCACUAUCCCAAUCAGCCAGGAUCCUCCGUUGGCAGCCAACAGCAGCAACAGCAGCAGCAAGGAGGCAGCGGAGCGGGCGCAGGCGGGGCUGGGAGCGGCGGAGGCAGCAUAAUGCUGGGAAAUCUAGGGCGCAUCCUCCUGCCCCACUCUGUGCAGUACACCACCGAAUACCUAACCAAUGCCACAGCAGCGGCCGGGGCAGCGGUACAGGUGAACCAGCGUCAGCAGCACCAGCAGCAGCAGCAGCCGGAACCCUUUGGGGCAGGAGGCGGAGUUGGCAGCCAACAGCCGUACAAGAAGCAGCGACUGAGCGAUGGCAAUCCCAGUGGGCUGAACCACCUGCCUCCACAUCAGCAGCAGCAUCAACAGCAGCACCACCAGCAGCAGCAACACCACCAGGCGCAGCAGCAGCACCACCACCAGCAGCAGCAGCAGCAGCAACAACAGCAACAGCACCACCACCAGCAACAGCAGCACCAGCAACAGCGUUCCUCGCCAGCGCAGAUGCAGGCGCAGAUGAACAGCAGCCAGCGGCAGAGCAACCACGAGCUCCACCGUCAAAUGUCAGCAGGAGCAGGAGGCAGCGCAGGUGGAGCAGCAGGCGCCGUGAUGUCCGGGGGGCCGAUGGGCAUGCAGCUUAAGGUGGAGACGAUACCGCCGCAGAUGUCCUCGGCGGCGCCGCACACGCCACGUGUACCGCCCUCGUCCAGCACCACCACGAUGGCCACGGGAAUGCAGGGCAUGGGCAUGAGCACGGUGACGGUCUCCACAGCAAUGCCGAGCAGCAGCAUCAGCAGCAGCAUCAGCACCAGCAUCAGCAGUGGCAGCAGUAGCCAUGCCACAGCAGGAGCCGCAGGACCGUCCACCUCUGCAGCGGCAGCAGCAGCAGCCGCUGCCAGCAGUACUGAGGCCUACCAUCCACAGGUGGAGGCCAUUUCCCCCACGCUGCCCAGCGACAAUGCCAUCGACGAACGUGGCCGGAUCACCGCCAAGGAGGACCUCCUCAUGCAGAUCCAGAAGGUGGACAACGAGAUCAAGUCCGCGGAGACCGGCAUGGAGGCGCUGCGGAAGAAGGAGAAGACCCUCAUGGAGUGGGCGGCCCAUUCCAAGCAGAAGAAGGCGCGAUCGUCGCCGCCGCCUGCCGAUGCGGCCAGCACUAGUGCUGCUGCUGGAGAAACCACAGCUGCCAACAACAACAACAACAGCAGCAACAAGGACAACAACAACAAGGACAAGGACGAUGGGGGCGUUGUGGAGGUGGAGGUGGUGGAUCUGUCGAUGCGCAGCCAAAUGCUGGCCGAGAAGAUCUAUGCGGCGAACCGAGCGAUGGCCCAAGAUCGACAUUCCAUGGUGCAGCGGGCCGCCGGAUUCUCUUUCGCUCUCGAUGCAAGAGAGGCGGCUGCGGAGAGCGGGGAGCAGGAACAGCACCGGCAGCAGCAGCACCAGCCGUAUAUGCCGCUCUACAAUCAACCGCUGGACGUGGAGGCGCUGGCGCUGCUGAUAAAGCAGCACCACAGCCACGUGAAGGGGCCCCUCCUGCAGCACAUACGAAAGCUAAAGGCCGAGCGAUGCCAGCACCAGCAGACGCUGGUCGAUAAGUACGCCAAGGAUCAGGCGGACUGGCAGCGGCGGUGCGAGCGGGCGGAGGCGAGUGCCAAGCGGAAGGCGCGCGAGGCCAAGAACCGCGAGUUCUUCGAGAAGGUGUUCACGGAGCUGCGGAAGCAGCGGGAGGACAAGGAGCGCUUCAACCGCGUCGGGUCGCGCAUCAAGUCGGAGGCGGAUCUCGAGGAGAUCAUGGACGGGCUGCAGGAGCAGGCCCUCGAGGACAAGAAGAUGCGCUCCUACGCGGUCAUCCCGCCCCUCAUGCACGACGCCCGCCAGCGCCACUGCGCGUACCACAACGAGAACGGCCUCAUCGAGGACAUGUCCACCGUCUACAAGCAGCACAAUGCCGUCAAUCUGUGGACCGCCGGCGAAAAGGAAACCUUCAAGGAGAAGUAUCUGCAGCACCCCAAGAACUUCGGGGUGAUCGCCGCCAGCCUCGACCGCAAGUCCCCGCAGGACUGCGUCCGCUACUACUACCUCAGCAAGAAGCAGGAGAACUACAAGCAGCUCCUCCGCAAGUCCCGCCAGCGCACGCGCAGCUCCCGCAACCCGGCCAAGGCCCAGGCCGCCCAGCCCCAGUGCAUCAUCGACUCGCUGACGACGGGCGUCACCACACGCCUGCAGCGCGAGCAGCAGCAGAAGUCCGGCGGCCGUUCCUCGGCCAUUGCAGAGCGCGAGCGCGCCGAACGGGCCGCCGAGCGGGAGCGGGUCGCCGAGAAGGCUGCCGCCGAUGCCGCCAAGGCGGCCGAAAGUGCCGCUGAGAAGGCCAGCGCCGUCACCAAGGCGGUCGAGGCCAUUGUCGUUAGCGAGAAGGUGGCCAAGGCAGCCGCUGCUGCUGCCGCCGCCGCCGCUGCUGCCGUAACGGCGAUGCCUUCAACAUCAGCGGCAGCAGCAGCAGCAUUGGCAGCCGCCGAAAAGGCGGACUUGGCGGCGAAGGCCACCAGCACCAGCAGCGAGAAGAAUGCCGCCAAAGCAGCAGCAGCAGCCACCGCAUCAGAGAUCUCAUCGGGCAGCAGCACCACCACCAGCACGAGCACGGGCACGAGCAGCAGCAACAGCAACAGCACCAGCAACAGCAGCAGCAGUGAGGCCAAAGCCAAAGCAGCCACAGAGGGUGCCCCAGCGUCAACAGCAGCAGCAACAGCAGCAGCAGCUGCAGAAGCAGCAUCUACAUCUUCAGCCACCUCCUCCGCAUCAUCAUCUUCAUCAGCGUCAGCCGCAGUCGCAGGCGCAGCCUCAGCGAAGACAGCAAAAGGAGCCACGUCAGGGGCCACUCCUGGAGCUAUGGAAACAGUCCCUGCGACCACGUCCACAAGCACAGCCAAGGGCAAGGCGGAGACAGCAGCAGCGUCGGUGGCAGCCGCCUCGUCCAAGGCGAAGGCGGAGGCGGGCACUGGCGCUGGCGCUGGAGGAGCCGCCUCUGAUCUGCAGGCCAAGGGAAGCCAGAAGGCGGCCAAGACCGAGGUCUACAAUGCAACCGGAGAACGCGCCAACAAUCCAGCAACAGCAGCCACAGCAGGAGCCACAGGAGCCACAACAGCUGCUGCUGCACCGCCAGUGGGCGUGACAUUGAAUGGCUUUAAGCCCGGCUACCAGAGCGUAGUGAUGGCCAACGUGAAGGCCUCCUCCGCCGGCGGCAGCAGCAGCAGCGAAGAAGCGGCAGCUGGAGGAGGAUCCGGAACUGGAUCUGGCGCCGGUGUUCCUGGCGUCGCUGGCGUAGCGGCGACGAAUGCAACGGGCGGCGAUAAAAUCGGCGUCAAGCAAACGCCAGCAUCGACUGCGGCCAGCGGAAGUUUUGCCCUGCCCCCCAGCUCGUCGGCCUCGACGGAGCAGCACACGGGAGUGGGAGUGGGAGUGCCCACAUUGACGACGGCCACCACGGCGGGCAACUAUCUUGGCCAGAAGCUGAAGGCAGCUCAGGUGGAGGGCCUGGGUGCCGGCAACGAUCUUCUCUCCGAUGUCAGUGAUUCCAAGAGAAAGCGCUACAGCGAGAUGACAGCCAACGAAGUCCAUCAUCACCACAGCAACAGCAACAGCAAUAGCAACAGCAUUAAGGCCAAUGCCAAUGCCAAUGCGAAUGCCAAGGACAUCAACAAGAUCCCAUCCUCAUCAUCCGCGGCGGCUGGAUCGGCGGCAGCAACUGCUGGAUCCAUGGUCAAUUCAUCAACGGCCACCUCGACUGCCGGCCUGCUGAUCUCCGCCGUCGACUGCAUUAUGUCCACUUCAGCGUCGAGCGGUGCCCUUACCACGGCGGCCACAUCGUCCACAUCCGCAACCACAUCGAUGGCCAUGCAGAUGGCAUCCGCCGACGGCAGUGGCAGUGGGAUCGCAUCCAACAACUUGGAUGGCCUAGCACUGGACGGCAAAGACAAGCUGGCCAACUGCUUCGUGUGCAAGGCGGAGGCAUGUCCAAGGACGCGGCCCCUGAAGAAGGGCCGUGGGCAGCAGUAUGGCAUACCGGACGAGUCGAUACCGGCAGGGGCGCGGGUGUGCAACAGCUGCCAGUGCAAAUCGGUGCGGAACCGCUACCCGAGCUGUCCCCUUUCGACGUGCCCCAACCCCAAGGAACGGGCACAGCGGCUGCACAACAUACCGACGCGACUGUUCGAGCUGGCGCCCGAGGUGCGCGAUCCCGUGAUGGCGGAGCUCCAGAUACCGCCGCACGCGACGCGCUGCUGCUCCGCCUGCCUCAUGCGCAUCCGGCGCAAGCUCGACCCUCAGCUGAAUCUCACGGACGCUGCCGGCGGCGGGGGCAGCGGCGGCGACGAGACGGACGUCAGCACCUCGUCCUGCGACGAGCGAGAGCCUGGCGGCUCCGACACAGCCUCCGUGGAGAGUCCCGAGAAUCUGCAGCGCCACAAGCCCCUGACCCUGACCAAGCAGCAGCAACAGCACCAGCUGGGGAUCCAGUUGCCCCAGCCGCCUCCGCCAGUCCCCCAGCAGCAUCCGCACCAGCAGCAGCAGCAGCAACACCUGCACCAGCAGAAGCCCUCGCCCGUGGGCGUGGGACUGCGCGGAAUUCCCGAGCUGCCGCUCAUCAUCACCCCCACGCGGAUGAGCUCCAAGGCACCGUCGGCGGCGGACAACGAGCGCCUGCUGCCCCCGGCCGCUGGACAGGCGCCCAAGAAGCAGAAGACCAGCGAGGAGUACGACUCUUCGGCCACGGAGACGGCCGACGAGGAGAACGAGAACUCUCCGGCCAACCGCCAGAGCCCCAAGGUGCUCUUCAACGCUGUCCACGCCCACGGUCACGGCCAUGUCCACGGACACGUGCACGGACCUGGACACGGCCAUCCGCAUGCCCACGGGCACGGCCAUGGACACGGACACGGACAUGGACACGGACACGGUCAUGGCAGCAACAAUGUAGGCGGACUGCAGCCACCAAACGCCGCAGGAGUGGGAGUGGUGAUGGGAGGAGCCGGAAUGGGAGGAGUGCCGCCCGGAAUGAGUCCCGGAAUGGGAGUCGGACAGCAGGGGCAGCAGCAGCAGCAACAGCAGCAACCACAGUCGCAACCGAUGAACGGUCCCAUCAGCAUGCGCCGUGAGGCGGUCAACAAUGUGCAGGACUGCGUCUUCUCCGUGAUCGAGCGGUCGCUGAAGCACAAGGGACCGGAGCGCAAACAGUCCACGCAGCAGUCCUCCUCUGCCGGAGGAAUGCCCCCCAGCCAGGCCGCCUCCCAGCAGCAGCAACAGCAGCAACAGCAGCAGCAGCCGCCUCCCUCCCAGCAUCCGAACAAUCUGGAGCGCAAGGAGCUCACUAUAGUCCGGGAGUAUCGGCAGGACGGGAAUACGGCUAUCCUCAAGCAACAGCAGCAGCAGCAGGUGGUGGGUGGACCGCCCAGCGGCCUGCCGCACGGCACAUCCGUGCAGAAGCUGCCGUCGCGUCCAGCGGCCGUGCCACCGCCGUCAUCCUCCAGCAGCGGCAACGGAACCAGCAGCAGUAGCGACGGCAACCUGGCCACCCUCUCCGUCGUCAACUCCCAUCUGGGGGGAGUCGGUGUGGGCGUGGGUCCGCUAACACAUCCCGGACUUAUAGGCCAUCCCGCCGCCACGUCCGUGGGAGUGGGUGCCAGUGUUGGGGACAAGGCCACCAUUACGCCCGUUGUAAAGACCGGAAUAGGUGCGGGCUCCUCCAAGGGCGGGCUCCCGUCCAGCCACUCAGCACCGCCGCCACUCGGCACCGAGACGAUCAUCUACAAUGUCCCCACGAGUCACGGACCGCCACCCACCCAUCCGCAGCGGGGAGUGCCGCCACCAAGCCAACAGGGGUCGGACUCGGAGCCGCAGACCCUCGACUUGAGCAUCAAGAAGCCGCCGAGAGACAGGGAUGGCCACUCGCCCCACACGGGACCUGGCGGAUCGGGUGGAUCUGGUCCCGGGGGAUCCGAGCGGCACCAUGUGCCACCGCCCUCAAUGUCCAGCGCCAUGAAGCACAUCGUCCGAUCCACGGCCAUGUAUCGCGGAGAGGCGGUCUCCGUGCCGACGCUGGCGACGGCCGGCUCCUACAUGUACCAGCAGCCGCACGGCCCGCUCAAGGUGACGGGCGGACCCGAAGUGGGACCCCUGGCCGGAGCCGGGCCCGGGCCGGGUGGCUCGAUCUACGUCCAGCCAGUACCAGUACCUGUACCCAUCUCCAUUGGCCAGGGCCAGAUGCCGCCGCGCUCCAGCCAGCCGCCCCCGGCCCAGCCCCAGCACCAGCCACCGCCCCCGUCGGGCGGACGAGUGUCCUCCAAGGUGCAGCCGAAGCUCAGUCCCCAGCAGGCGCACCAUCUGCAUCCGGCCCACGCCCAGCACGGCCCCCACCCGUCGCACCAUCCGUCACACCCAUCGCAUCCGUCGCACCCGUCACAUCCCUCGCAGCACGCCUCGCCCUCCCAGCAGCAGCAGCAGCAACAGCAGCAGCAGCUGCUGGUGAAGAGCGGCUCUAUCACACACGGAACCCCGGCGAAUAGCGCCCAGCAGCAGAUCAUCGUGCACGCGGCCACCUCCUCUUCGAUGCUCAGCCCCAAGUUCGAGAGCAUGGUGCGCCAGACGCCACCCGGAGUCGUGUGUCCGCCGGACAGCGGCAAGCAUGGCUCCAUCACGCAGGGCACGCCCCUCCAUCUGCCGCAGCACCAUCUGGAGAGCAAGCGGGCGUACGAAUUCUACAAGAGCUCGCAGCGCCACAGUCCCGCGCAGGCGGGACCCGGGUCCGGACCAGGUGGGCCCGUGCCCGGCCAGCUGCCGCCACCACCGCAACAAUCCUCGCCCCAAGCACCGCCCCCGCAGGGAUAUGGCGUCGGGGUGGGUGUCGGCGUGGGCUCUCCCUACGGCCGCUCCCCCUUCGUUGGGGAGCAGGCCCCGGUGCUGAGCACGCGGCAGAUCGUGAUGCACGACUACAUAACCUCGCAGCAGAUGCAGGGCCAGCAGCAGCAGCGCAACGUCUCGCGCGGCAGCGCCAGCGACAAGGACAAGGAGUCGCCCUCUCCGCGCAACAGCGUCGGCAGCAGCAGCGGCGGCUUCGCUUACGACAAGGAACCGACGCCACGUGGCCGGCCCGAGUACUCGAGCCGUGCCUCCCCAGCGGACCAUGCCAACAGCACACCCAGUCCACAUCGUACGCCUCCGCCGCAACGUCAGGGUGUGAUACAACGCCACAACACAGGUUCCAAGCCACCCUCGCCCGCUGCUCCGCCGCCAAGCCGCAUGCACAUCGUGACGCCCUACCAGUAUCCACCAGCUGGCCACGAUGCAUUGGCCUCGUUUGUAGACGUGGCCGUCCAGCAGCCACAGCUGCCGGUACCGUCGCAGAAGGGCGACAAGUCGCCGGGCGCAGGAGGACCACCAGGUCCAGGGGGUCCCCAUGCCGGACCACAGGCCCCGCCGCCGCAUGCCGUGGCAGUGUCCCAGGUGCCGCCGGCAGCCCAUCAUGACAUGCGGUACCGCGAUAUGGCCAUACACCAGCAAAUGGUGCACCAGCAGCAGCUCGUCCAGCAGCAGCUUGUCCAGCAGCAGCAGCAGUACCGCCAGCACCUGCAGCGCCAGCAGCUGCAGCAUAAUCAUGCCAUCGAGCGCGACCGCGAGCUCCUCCAGAACCAGGAGCGCAUGCAGCGCGAAAGGGACCGCGAGCGUGAGCACGAACGGGAGCGGGAACGAGAGCGCGAGCGGGAGAGGGAGCGCGAAAGGGAACGGGACCGUGAGCGGGACCGUGAACGGGAGCGAGAACGAGAGCGUCGCGAGCAGGACAGAGAGCGCCGCGUGGUGGCCGAAGAGCGGGAGCGCCGCAUGGAGCGGGACCGCAUUUUCGCCGGCGGCGUGGUCACUGCAGCCGGACCCGGUGGCCCCCCACCGCCAGGACACUACAUACGCGCCCCAGUCCCCGAGACGGGACCACCGCGCUCCAUUCCCGAUCGCGAGCGAGAAUACUAUCGGCCCCCACAUGCCAGCCAGCCCACUGAGGAUGUCCCUGGCCAGUUGAGCGCCCAGAACCUGAUCGAUGCCAUCAUCAAGCACCAGAUAAGUCGCUCCAACGACGCCACCGGAGCCACCGGGCGCGAGUACACGCGAGCCCCAUUCGUAAGUCAUCUAGAGCUGAAACCACCCAACGUGGAGGCAUCCGAACUAACAAAUUCUCCCUCCCACGCCCUAUUCGCCCUCCAGCAAUACCAUCGACAGCCGCUGGAGCUGGCGGCGGAGAACAAUGGCAAGGCCAACUCCCAGUCCCCGAACGUCAUCAACAUUGAUCUGGACCAGGAGCGCCUCUCCGCCGCAGCCGCCGCGGCGACGGCUGCCAUCCAGCAGCAGCAGCAGCAACAGCAACAGCAACAACAGCAACAGGGUCCUCCGCCGCAGCAGCAGUCGAGCCAGUCGCGAUCCGUUCACGGAUCGAUGCGCGGCCAGCCGCAUACGCCCACAUCCCAGGCGCAGGGUCCCGGACCAGCACCCAGUCCCCAGCAGAUCCACACCAAGAGCAUCACCUUCGGAGAGCUCACCGACUCGAUCAUCACCAACGACUACGUCUCGAAUCCACACAUGCGGCCCACGCCCCCAUUCAUGACCUACAUGGAGGGGCCGCCGCAGACGAUGCUUCCGCCAGACCGCUGGAAGCAGAACCGACGCAUGCAGCACAAGGCCGAGGAGGCCAAACACCAGGCGCAGCAGCAGCAACAGCAGCAGCAGCAGCAACACCACCACCAGCAGCACCAGCAACAGAAGCAGCACCACCAGCAGCAGCAGGGCAUGCCCGGCAGCGGUGGUCCUGGCGGCGGACCCAGUGGGGGACCAGGAUCCUCCGGAGGUCCGCCCGGCGUCAGGGCAAACACGCCCGAGGACGGACGCAACAUCAUCCGCAUGCCCCAGCCGGUCAGUCCCCGCAACUACGCCCACGAGCUUAUGCUCCACCAGGCUGUGGUGGCCGGCGGAGACCCCGGCCACUACUACCUGCCCGGCCCCAGCUCGGUUGUGGGUCGCGUGGGCGUUCCUCCGCCCCCCGACCAGCGUGUGCCGGGCGGAGGCGGUGCGGACGGAUCCGUGACCACCAUAUACAAAUACGUGAAGAACCGCAUCGCGGAGGUGAUGCGUGACGGCGUCAGCUAUGCCAAGAACCGCAUUGUGGAAGUGCGAUCGGAUGACGAUCCCGGCGACCUAGUGGCCCAGUCGAACGCAGUCGCAGCGCACACCGCCCACAUGGUAGCCGCCUUUGAGCACCAGCAACAACAACAGCAGCAACAGCAGCAACAGCAGCACCGCAGCAAGGAUCCCCAGCAGCCGCCGCCGUCGCACGAGAUCAGCGUGUCCCGGAAGACGCCCAACCAGUACGAGGUGGUCGACGGCAGCGGUCGACGCUCGGGCGGCGCCGGCUCCAAUAGCCACCACCCGUCGGCCUACCAUCCGCCACCGCAGGCCUUCGCCGCCAGCACCUACACCUACCCGUUCAGCGCACUCACCGUGCCCAGCGCUGCGGGCGGGCUGCCGCCGCCGCCGCAGGCCAUGCAGCUGGCGCACCAGCCAGCGCCGCCCAGCCACCUGAGCGCCAAGACCAAGGCGGCGCACGCCCUGAGCGAUCUUGGGGGCGCGGGCGGGGGCGUUAGUCUAGUGGUGGGCGGCGGCGGAGCCGGCCUCGGACCCGGUGGCGUGGGUGGCCCCGGGGGUGGUGGCGGUGUCGGACAGGGGGGUGGCUCCCUGAGUUCCAGCAAAUCGGCGGCCGCAGCCGCCGCGGCGGCAGCAGCAGCAGCGGCCAGCGAGCCAAAGCCUCUGCUGUCGUCCAAGUACGAGGCACUGAGCGACGAAGAUUAGUUGUGACUGCAGGCGUCGUCGUCGGGUCUACGACAUCUGACGGCAGCAGCGACGGCGCCUCCAGCAGCAGCUUCAGCAUCAGCAGCAGCAGCGGCAGCAGCAGCGGUAGCAGCAGUCAACAACCCCCUCAGCCCGCUGAGUCUGGUCUACGGCUACGGCUAUCGACGGCACCAUCCGUCCGUGCAGCCAGCGCACUCUCAUCCGCACACGCUACCGCUCCCGCUUCCGCUUACACACCAGCAUACGCAUCCACAUGCCCAGCAGCUUCCGCUACCGCUGUCGCUAACGACGCAUCAGCAGCCCUCGCCCCGGCACCCCUACCAGCCGACGGCGUUGCCUCCACCCCUGCAGUCGCAGCAGCAGCAGCAGCAUCAUCAUCACCAGCAACAGCAGGCGCAUCAGCAGCAGGCGGCGCAGGAGGCGGCGCAUCAGCAGGCGGCGCAGCGAGCGCACCAGCAAGCAGCGGCCCAGCAAGCGCAUCUGGCGGCCCAGGAAGUGGCGCAGCAGCGGGCGGCACAGCAGCGGGCACUGUACUAUGCGAGCGAGCAUUACGCGGCCAGCGGCGGUGGCAGUGCUGCCGGCGGUAAUCCGGGCUACUACUGACACCAUCAGGAUCAGGAUCGUAUGUAAAGAGCGAAACGAUGCACCAACAGCUAUACGUAUAUAUAUACAGAUACAGAUAUAUCUAGGAACGAAGAGAGAGAGAAAAUGUAAAAAGCUAAACACAGAAGAGAGAAACGCGUUGGCAUAGGCCAUGGGCGAUAGGCGAUAGGCUUUAAGAGUUCAACGGCAAAAGUAAACACAGCGAGGUCGAGGGAGAGUGAGUCGGUGAGCUGGAGAGAUAGAGGGAGAAAGUUAACUGAUGCCCAAAUUCUUGGCACUCCUCCUCCCUCCCACACACACACACAUGCACGCACCCAUUGUUAGUGUAGUUAGGAUUAGCACAAAAGGAGGAGAGCGGAAAUGGAAAAGGAUUUAAGCUGGAAAUCGGCAAUCGGCAAUCGGCUAUUGGAAAUCGGAAUUCGGAAUUCGGAAAUCGGAUAUCUAUUUGACAUUUAUUUAGAUUUGAAGCUUAGAUUAGACGCAAUUACAAAUGAAAUUGUUUUUUAUUGGACUGGUACAUAUGUACAUACAUGCCUCCCACACCACCCCACUACCCCACCCCCCUAUUCCCCCUUGAGAGACAGAAGCAGACCUGCUGCUGCUGCUGCUCCUGCAACUCUUGGGCCCCACUCUGGACUCCACUCCACUUCACUCUCUCUCUCUCUCUCUUAGAUGGCGCUCACACUCACACAUGCACCCGCUCUUUAGAUAUUUGGAUCUCCCCUUUUUAGCUCCCCCACCCCUCCACUGUGAGAGAGCCUUUGGGUUCCAUCAAUGUCCUUUUUACUGUUCCCCUAUGUGUGUGUGUGGGUGUGUAAGUGUAUUUUGCGUUUGGUGUCUAUUUGCUGUCGUGCAACAAGUGUUUCCCUUCCUUCCCCUCCCCAACCGAAAGCCCCCCCCCCCACGCCCUCAGUCGAUAGAACAUUGUGAAUGGUAGUGACAAAAUAUAUAUAUAUAUAACCACAUAAAUGUAUGUAUAACAAGAAGCCACACACACAAUAUACAUAUACAUAUACAAAUACACAUAUAUAUAUAUAUACAUACACACACCGUAAACGUAUAGAUAAGAGUAAAUCAAGAGGAAAUAUAUAGAGAAACACACACUGUUGGGCUGUUCUUAGAAAAGAGAAAAAAGAUCUAAACAUAAAAGGAAAACGAAAUUAGAGAAGGAGGUAAAUUUAUUAUUUUAAACUGUAGCAUAACCUCUCCCGCCCCGCCCUCUCCCAACACACACACACACACACACACAUUAUUUAAACGACUUUUUGUAAAUUUCAUAAAAGAAAGAAGAAAAGAAAGAACUGCGCUUAAGUUUAGCGAGAGCAUCGUUUCAAUCGAUCUUAUCUAUACGUAACACUUUACGAUUACGAUUACGAUUACAAUUACGAUUACGAUUACGAUUAUUAUUCGUUUAUAUAUAUAUAUUAUAUUUUUUUUCAAUUUUAUAUACGCAAAAUUAAUUUACGAUGGAUUUCUGUGUGUUGCAUCCACUGUAAGCGAUCGCUAUUAUUGGAUUAUGAUUAUGUACUACGUUUACUGCUAAGCUAAUGAAAUGUCGCAUGUAAGUCAAAUAAAGAAACGAAAAGAAAACAAAAAAAAAGAAAAGAAAAGAAA
This is a messenger RNA of Drosophila pseudoobscura, 14730 nucleotides long. It is a transcript of the gene Smr, whose product is annotated as nuclear receptor corepressor smrter. NCBI's taxonomy places the organism in Eukaryota, Metazoa, Arthropoda, Insecta, Diptera, Drosophilidae. Gene Ontology annotation, biological process: regulation of transcription by RNA polymerase II. Gene Ontology annotation, cellular component: chromatin. The record is from RefSeq and is a predicted model, not a curated record.